AGAACUCAAUGUAUUGGCCCACACUUGUCACAUGAAAUCAGAUGCGUUGAGUGUGAAAAAAAAUACCUUUAAAUUUUUUGCGCUGUGUCCCCGACACUUAAAAAUCGCCCCUCCAGCCAGUGAGACAACAGGAUCGAUUCCUGUCGUUUAAUUUUAACUCUCAGAAUAUUUUAUGUAGUGAGCUGCCUGUUUCCGUCUCGAUCCAGCGACGUGGUUCGUUAAAUAGGCAGCUUUGCCUGUGAGUGUAGCUAUAGUAUAGUGUCAUGUCGACUGAGAAACAAAAUAUCCCCGUGGAAAAUUUGCAGGGGUCCUGGGUGGAGCUGAAUUUCCACAAUGGCAGCGGGAGCGCCGCUCAUCAGGGCGGAGAAGAGCAGGUGCCGGCUUCCGUUCACAGCGGGGACAUGGAGAAAAUGCUCCUGGAGGCGCAGCACGAGUCCGGCAGGAGCAGCUCCAGGGGAAGCCUGCCCUGUGACAGUCCUCCAAGAUCCCAGACUCCUCUGCAUCUGCGCAGAGGCUCAGAGGUGCAUAGCACGGGAGAGAAGAACAGCUCGCAGUCUGAAGAAGAUUAUCUGGAGAGAAGACGAGAGGUGGAGAACAUAAUGAAGAAGAAUGCUGACUGGAUCUGGGACUGGUCAAGUCGACCUGAAAACAUCCCCCCCAAAGAGUUCCUGUUCAGGCACCCGAAACGGUCCGGUACCCUCAGCAUUCGGAACACCCGGGUGAUGAAGAAAGGGGGCAUUUUCUCUGCCGAGUUCCUUAAGGUGUUCCUGCCCUCACUGGUCAUCUCGCACAUUCUGGCCGUGGGCCUUGGGAUCUACAUUGGAAGACGUCUAACCACCUCUGCCAACACCUUGUGAAGAAGACGAGGCCAGAACCAUCAGCUGCCACCAUCACUACAGCUUGAAGUGAUGCUUCCUAGUUGUGUUUCUAGGCAUGAUCAUGUAACACAUCCCAACCUCCUCUCCCCCCCCCCCCCCCCCCCCCCCCCCCCUGCGUUUUGGCAGAGUGCCACACAGCUUCUGUUCUCUUGUGAAUUCCGUCAGCCUUCUUCCUGUCCUGAGAGCUGCUUUAAAUAUGUGCUGCUGGAAAUAGCUGUUGCUUUUCACGCUUCCAUUACUGCAAAGACGGUGACCGGGUCAGGCUCAAAGGUUUUUGGCUGGAGGGCAGCUUUGGCAGUGAGAUAAAGGUGUUUAACUUUUUAGGAAGGCUGAGUUAGAAGAGGAGAGGAGUUGAGAUUUAUAAUUUCAGGUUCAAGAUUUCAUUUCAAACAUUAUUGGGGGGGUGGGGGGAAAAGUGUGCAUUUGUUCUAGAAGAACAUGGAGGCCUUCACAAGAGGCAAACAAGGGAGUGGUAGAUACAGGCACGGAGUAGUGCUGUUGGUGGGAAAAAAAAAAACAAUCCCAUAAUUACGGUUGCAUAGUUCCUGGUACUGGGUGGGAUUGAAGUUCGAACUUUGACUCAGCUACUAAUCGGAAACUGUAAACCUGACACUAUUUCCAGUGUGUUCACUUGGAUUUUGGGCUGUACCAAAAAACAAAGGGGUUGCGUUGCAUCUGUAUAGUUUGAUUAACAGUAGGGUCAAAGUGUUGCUUGCAGCAGUAAGGCUUUUGAGACCAAGGGAUCAUGUUUUGCGAGCGAUAUGGAAAAAUUAGUACUAUGGCUUUGCAGUUACACUUCACCCUCCUGAAAAACAGCCUAUUUAAGGUCAGUGGCACCAGCGAUGUAAGAGAUUGUUUCAUAAAAUGUCAGGGUGUGAUCUCAAGAGUUGUGUGCUUCAAGUAAACUAUACAGCAACACAAUUCACACAGCAUUUGAAUGUAUAAUAGUGCUAUCAUCUUCACAUAUUAUAUAUAAUGUAAUGUGACUGGUACUAUCUGUAGUAUAGUCAUUACAAGGACAUAAUCUGCAAAGUUUGCACAUGCAGUGAUUAUUAAGAUAAAUUCUGCAACUGAGGUACUGAACAUCACACUCUUCGAUAACAUGUAGGGUUUAAGAUCAUUUUGUGACAGCAAUCAUUUUCAGAGAAUUAUCAUAGCAUAACAAGUGUCACAUGACGGAAAAUAUGUAUAGGAUAUGAGCAAACUGGUCAUUCAAAGAACCAGCAUUUAACAAAACCGAUGUACAACCAUGGCUUGAACAAUUACUAUGUUAACCCAUUUGAAAUGAACAUCAGGCAUUUCAAAGUUUGUAAUUGUGCACAAUGAUACAUCAAAUAUCUUUUUUUCACCUGAGAUUUCAGGUUCUGGUUUUGAUCAUUAUCAGGGAAUAAAUCUCACUUUAUGUGAUAUGGCUUUGUCCAACUGGAUGUCCAACUGUACUGAACAAUCAACAUAAUAAUGUUCAUGAAUAGAACUGGAUUAUAUUUCACUAUCCUGAAAAGAUUUUUCAGCUCUGGAGGAUGGAUUGCCCUAAAUAAUUUGUUAAAUUAGUCAGCCUUCUGAUGCCCUAAGUAAGAGGUAGUGUGAUGUUAAUCCAAACUGUAACCAGUUAGCAUUCACGUUUUGAGUUACAAUGGAAGUGGGAAAAAAAAAAACCUUGUCAUUGAAACUGGUGGUAUUUUGUGCAUGCUGUGAAGUUCAAAGCUUUUAGACAUGUUGCUGUGUUUCAGAGCUGUUUUGUAUGAGCACUGCAAAAUGUUGUAAAUAUGCAUUUGU
Molecule: messenger RNA, 2654 nt
Organism: Megalops cyprinoides (Indo-Pacific tarpon)
Lineage: Eukaryota; Metazoa; Chordata; Actinopteri; Elopiformes; Megalopidae
Gene: bnip3
Product: BCL2 interacting protein 3
Exons: 6
Coding region: 264-857 (197 amino acids)
Biological process (GO): mitochondrial outer membrane permeabilization; positive regulation of apoptotic process
Cellular component (GO): mitochondrial outer membrane; nucleus; mitochondrial envelope
Source: RefSeq, a predicted model, not a curated record